Molecule: messenger RNA, 12101 nt
Organism: Closterium sp. Naga37s-1
Lineage: Eukaryota; Viridiplantae; Streptophyta; Zygnematophyceae; Desmidiales; Closteriaceae
Source: the annotation of a GenBank genome assembly
AGCAGACAAUCCAUGUUGUUGGCUCUGGCGCUUGUCUGCUGUACAGAGCAGAGCAGACAAUCCAUGUUGUUGGCUCCGGCGCUUGUCUGCUGCACAGAGCAGAGCAGACAAUCCAUGUUGUUGGCUCUGGCGCUUGUCUGCUGCACAGAGCAGAGCAGACAAUCCAUGUUGCUGGCUCUGGCGCUUGUCUGCUGUACAGAGCAGAGCAGACAAUCCAUGUUGUUGGCUCUGGCGCUUGUCUGCUGCACAGAGCAGAGCAGACAAUCCAUGUUGUUGGCUCUGGCGCUUGUCUGCUGCACAGAGCAGAGCAGACAAUCUAUGUUGUUGGCUCUGGCGCUUGUCUGCUAUACAGUGCAGAGCAGACAAUCCAUGUUGUUGGCUCUGGCGCUUGUCUGCUGUACAGAGCAGAGCAGACAAUCCAUGUUGUUGGCUAUGGCGCUUGUCUGCUGCACAAAGCAGAGCAGACAAUCCAUGUUGUUGGCUCUGGCGCUUGUCUGCUGUACAGAGCAGAGCAGACAAUCCAUGUUGUUGGCUCUGGCGCUUGUCUGCUGCACAGAGUAGAGCAGACAAUCCAUGUUGUUGGCUCUGGCGCUUGUCUGCUGUACAGAGCAGAGCAGACAAUCCAUGUUGUUGGCUCUGGCGCUUGUCUGCUGUAUAGAGCAGAGCAGACAAUCCAUGUUGUUGGCUCUGGCGCUUGUCUGCUGUACAGAGCAGAGCAGACAAUCCAUGUUGUUGGCUCUGGCGCUUCUUGUCUGCUGCACAGAGCAGAGCAGACAAUCCAUGUUGUUGGCUCUGGCGCUUGUCUGCUGUACAGAGCAGAGCAGACAAUCCUUGUUGUUGGCUCUGGCGCUUGUCUGCUGCACAGAGCAGAGCAGACAAUCCAUGUUGUUGGCUCUGGCGCUUGUCUGCUGCACAGAGCAGAGCAGACAAUCCAUGUUGUUGGCUCUGGCGCUUGUCUGCUGUACAGAGCAGAGCAGACAAUCCAUGUUGUUGGCUCUGGCGCUUGUCUGCUGCACAGAGCAGAGCAGACAAUCCAUGUUGUUGGCUCUGGCGCUUGUCUGCUGCACAGAGCAGAGCAGACAAUCUAUGUUGUUGGCUCUGGCGCUUGUCUGCUAUACAGAGCAGAGCAGACAAUCCAUGUUGUUGGCUCUGGCGCUUGUCUGCUGUACAGAGCAGAGCAGACAAUCCAUGUUGUUGGCUCUGGCGCUUGUCUGCUGUACAGAGCAGAGCAGACAGUCCAUGUUGUUGGCUCUGGCGCUUGUCUGCUGCACAGAGCAGAGCAGACAAUCCAUGCUGUUGGCUCUGGCGCUUGUCAGCUGUACAGAGCAGAGCAGACAAUCCAUGUCGUCGGCUCUGGCGCUUGUCAGCUGCAAAGAGCACAGCACACAAUCCAUGUUGUUGGCUCUGGCGCUUGUCUGCUGCACAGAGCAGAGCAGACAAUCCAUGUUGUUGGCUCUGGCGCUUGUCUGCUGUACAGAGCAGAGCAGACAAUCCAUGUUGUUGGCUCUGGCGCUUGUCUGCUGCACAGAGCAGAGCAGACAAUCCAUGUUGUUGGCUCUGGCGCUUGUCUGCUGCACAGAGCAGAGCAGAAUAUCCAUGUUGUUGGCUCUGGCGCUUGUCUGCUAUACAGAGCAGAGCAGACAAUCCAUGUUGUUGGCUCUGGCGCUUGUCUGCUGUACAGAGCAGAGCAGACAAUCCAUGUUGUUGGCUCUGGCGCUUGUCUGCUGUACAGAGCAGAGCAGACAAUCCAUGUUGUUGGCUCUGGCGCUUGUCUGCUGCACAGAGCAGAGCAGACAAUCCAUGCUGUUGGCUCUGGCGCUUGUCUGCUGCACAGAGCAGAGCAGACAAUCCAUGCUGUUGGCUCUGGCGCUUGUCAGCUGUACAGAGCAGAGCAGACAAUCCAUGCUGUUGGCUCUAGCGCUUGUCAGCUGCAAAGAGCAGAGCACAUAAUCCAUGUCGUUGGCUCUGGCGCUUGUCUGCUGCACAGAGUAGAUCAGACAAUCCAUGUUGUUGGCUCUGGCGCUUGUCUGCUGCACAGAGCAGAGCAGACAAUCCAUGUCGUUGGCUCUGGCGCUUGUCUGCUGCACAGAGCAGAGCAGACAAUCCAUGUUGUUGGCUCUGGCGCUUGUCUGCUGCACAGAGCAGAGCUGACAAUCCAUGUUGUUGGCUCUGGCGCUUGUCUGCUGCACAGAGCAGAGCAGACAAUCCAUGUUGUUGGCUCUGGCGCUUGUCUGCUGCACAGAGCAGAGCAGACAAUCCAUGUUGUUGGCUCUGGCGCUUGUCUGCUGCACAGAGCAGAGCAGACAAUCCAUGUUGUUGGCUCUGGCGCUUCUCUGCUGCACAGAGCAGAGCAGACAAUCCAUAUUGUUGGCUCUGGCGCUUGUCUGCUGCACAGAGCAGAGCAGACAAUCCAUGUUGUUGGCUCUGGCGCUUGUCUGCUGCACAAAGCAGAGCAGACAAUCCAUGUUGUUGGCUCUGGCGCUUGUCAGCUGCACAGAGCAGAGCAGAUAAUCCAUGUUGUUGGCUCUUGCGCUUGUCUGCUGCACAGAGCAGAGCAGACACUCCAUGUUGUUGGCUCUGGCGCUUGUCUGCUGCACAGAGCAGAGCAGACAAUCCAUGUUGUUGGCUCUGGCGCUUGUAAGCUGCACAGAGCAGAGCAGACACUCCAAGUUGUUGGCUCUGGCGCUUGUCAGCUGUACAGAGCAGAGCAGAUAAUCCAUGUUGUUGGCUCUUGCGAUUGUCUGCUGCACAGAGCAGAGCAGACAAUCCAUGUUGUUGGCUCUGGCGCUUGUCUGCUGUACAGAGCAGAGCAGACAAUCCAUGUUGUUGGCUCUGGCCCUUGUCUGCUGCACAGAGCAGAGCAGGCAAUCCAUGUUGUUGGCUCUGGCGCUUGUCUGCUGCACAGAGCAGAGCAGACAAUCCAUGUUGUUGGCUCUGGCGCUUGUCUGCUGCACAGAGCAGAGCAGACAAUCCAUGUUGUUGGCUCUGGCGCUUGUCUGCUGUACAGAGCAGAGCAGACAAUCCAUGUUGUUGGCUCUGGCGCUUGUCUGCUGCACAGAGCAGAGCAGAAAAUCCAUGUUGUUGGCUCUGGCGCUUGUCUGCUGCACAGAGCAGAGCAGACAAUCUAUGUUGUUGGCUCUGGCGCUUGUCUGCUGCACAGAGAAGAGCAGACAAUCCAUGUUGUUGGCUCUGGCGCUUGUCUGCUGCACAGAGCAGAGCAGACAAUCCAUGUUGUUGGCUCUGGCGCUUGUCAGCUGCACAGAGCAGAGCAGACACUCCAUGUUGUUGGCUCUGGCGCUUGUCAGCUGUACAGAGCAGAGCAAAUAAUCCAUGUUGUUGGCUCUGGCGCUUGUCUGCUGCACAGAGCAGAGCAGACAAUCCAUGUUGUUGGCUCUGGCGCUUGUCUGCUGUACAGAGCAGAGCAGACAAUCCAUGUUGUUGGCUCUGGCGCUUGUCUGCUGCACAGAGCAGAGCAGGCAAUCCAUGUUGUUGGCUCUGGCGCUUGUCUGCUGCACAGAGCAGAGCAGACAAUCCAUGUUGUUGGCUCUGGCGCUUGUCUGCUGCACAGAGCAGAGCAGACAAUCCAUGUUGUUGGCUCUGGCGCUUGUCUGCUAUUCAGAGCAGAGCAGACAAUCCAUGUUGUUGGCUCUGGCGCUUGUCUGCUGUACAGAGCAGAGCAGACAAUCCAUGUUGUUGGCUCUGGCGCUUGUCUGCUGUACAGAGCAGAGCAGACAAUCCAUGUUGUUGGCUCUGGCGCUUGUCUGCUGCACAGAGCAGAGCAGACAAUCCAUGUUGUUGGCUCUGGCGCUUGUCAGCUGCACAGAGCAGAGCAGACAAUCCAUGUUGUUGGCUCUGGCGCUUGUCUGCUAUACAGAGCAGAGCAGACAAUCCAUGUUGUUGGCUCUGGCGCUUGUCUGCUGUACAGAGCAGAGCAGACAAUCCAUGUUGUUGGCUCUGGCGCUUGUCUGCUGUACAGAGCAGAGCAGACAAUCCAUGUUGUUGGCUCUGGCGCUUGUCUGCUAUACAGAGCAGAGCAGACAAUCCAUGUUGUUGGCUCUGGCGCUUGUCUGCUGUACAGAGCAGAGCAGACAAUCCAUGUUGUUGGCUCUGGCGCUUGUCUGCUGCACAGAGCAGAGCAGACAAUCCAUGUUGUUGGCUCUGGCGCUUGUCUGCUGCACAGAGCAGAGCAGACAAUCCAUGUUGUUGGCUCUGGCGCUUGUCUGCUGUACAGAGCAGAGCUGACAAUCCAUGUUGUUGGCUCUGGCGCUUGUCUGCUGCACAGAGCAGAACAGACAAUCCAUGUUGUUGGCUCUGGCGCUUGUCUGCUGCACAGAGCAGAGCAGACAAUCCAUGUUGUUGGCUCUGGCGCUUGUCUGCUGCACAGAGCAGAGCAGACAAUCCAUGUUGUUGGCUCUGGCGCUUGUCUGCUGCACAGAGCAGAGCAGACAAUCCAUGUUGUUGGCUCUGGCGCUUGUCUGCUGCACAGAACAGAGCUGACAAUCCAUGUUGUUGGCUCUGGCGCUUGUCUGCUGCACAAAGCAGAGCAGACAAUCCAUGUUGUUGGCUCUGGCGCUUGUCAGCUGCACAGAGGAGAGCAGAUAGUCCAUGUUGUUGGCUCUUGCGCUUGUCUGCUGCACAGAGCAGAGCAGACAAUCCAUGUCGUUGGCUCUGGCGCUUGUCUGCUGCACAGAGCAGAGCAGACAAUCCAUGUUGUUGGCUCUGGCGCUUGUCUGCUGUACAGAGCAGAGCUGACAAUCCAUGUUGUUGGCUCUGGCGCUUGUCUGCUGCACAGAGCAGAACAGACAAUCCAUGUUGCUGUCUCUGGCGCUUGUCUGCUGCACAGAGCAGAGCAGACAAUCCAUGUUGUUGGCUCUGGCGCUUGUCUGCUGCACAGAGCAGAGCAGACAAUCCAUGUUGUUGGCUCUGGCGCUUGUCUGCUGCACAGAGCAGAGCAGACAAUCCAUGUUGUUGGCUCUGGCGCUUGUCUGCUGCACAGAACAGAGCAGACAAUCCAUGUUGUUGGCUCUGGCGCUUGUCUGCUGCACAAAGUAGAGCAGACAAUCCAUGUUGUUGGCUCUGGCGCUUGUCAGUUGCACAGAGCAGAGCAGAUAGUCCAUGUUGUUGGCUCUUGCGCUUGUCUGCUGCACAGAGCAGAGCAGACACUCCAUGUUGUUGGCUCUGGCGCUUGUCUGCUGUACAGAGCAGAGCAGACAAUCCAUGUUGUUGGCUCUGGCGCUUGUCUGCUGCACAGAGCAGAGCAGACAAUCCAUGUUGUUGGCUCUGGCGCUUGUCUGCUGCACAGAGCAGAGCCGACAAUCCAUGUUGUUGGCUCUGGCGCUUGUCUGCUGUACAGAGCAGAGCAGACAAUCCAUGUUGUUGGCUCUGGCGCUUGUCUGCUGCACAGAGCAGAGCAUACAAUGCAUUUUGUUGGCUCUGGCGCUUGUCUGCUGCAAAGAGCAGAGCAUACAAUCCAUGUUGUUGGCUUUGGCGCUUGUCUGCUGCACAGAGCAGAGCAGACAAUCCAUGUUGUUGGCUCUGGCGCUUUUCUGCUGUACAGAGCAGAGCAGACAAUCCAUGUUGUUGGCUCUGGCGCUUGUCUGCUGUACAGAGCAGAGCAGACAAUCCAUGUUGUUGGCUCUGGCGCUUGUCUGCUGUACAGAGCAGAGCAGACAAUCCAUGUUGUUGGCUCUGGCGCUUGUCUGCUGUGUAGAGCAGAGAAGACAAUCCAUGUUGUUGGCUCUGGCGCUUGUCUGCUGUACAGAGCAGAGCAGACAAUCGAUGUUGUUGGCUCUGGCGCUUGUCUGCUGCACAGAGCAGAGCAGACAAUCCAUGCUGUUGGCUCUGGCGCUUGUCAGCUGUACAGAGCAGAGCAGACAAUCCAUGCUGUUGGCUCUAGCGCUUGUCAGCUGCAAAGAGCAGAGCACACAAUCCAUGUCGUUGGCUCUGGCGCUUGUCUGCUGCACAGAGCAGAGCAGACAAUCCAUGUUGUUGGCUCUGGCGCUUGUCUGCUGCACAGAGCAGAGCAGACAAUCCAUGUCGUUGGCUCUGGCGCUUGUCUGCUGCACAGAGCAGAGCUGACAAUCCAUGUUGUUGGCUCUGGCGCUUGUCUGCUGUACAGAGCAGAGCUGACAAUCCAUGUUGUUGGCUCUGGCGCUUGUCUGCUGCACAGAGCAGAACAGACAAUCCAUGUUGUUGGCUCUGGCGCUUGUCUGCUGCACAGAGCAGAGCAGACAAUCCAUGUUGUUGGCUCUGGCGCUUGUCUGCUGCACAGAGCAGAGCAGACAAUCCAUGUUGUUGGCUCUGGCGCUUGUCUGCUGCACAGAGCAGAGCAGACAAUCCAUGUUGUUGGCUCUGGCGCUUGUCUGCUGCACAGAACAGAGCAGACAAUCCAUGUUGUUGGCUCUGGCGCUUGUCUGCUGCACAAAGCAGAGCAGACAAUCCAUGUUGUUGGCUCUGGCGCUUGUCUGCUGCACAGAGCAGAGCAGACAAUCCAUGUUGUUGGCUCUUGCGCUUGUCUGCUGCACAGAGCAGAGCAGACACUCCAUGUUGUUGGCUCUGGCGCUUGUCUGCUGUACAGAGCAGAGCAGACAAUCCAUGUUGUUGGCUCUGGCGCUUGUCUGCUGCACAGAGCAGAGCAGACAAUCCAUGUUGUUGGCUCUGGCGCUUGUCUGCUGCACAGAGCAGAGCAGACAAUCCAUGUUGUUGGCUCUGGCGCUUGUCUGCUGUACAGAGCAGAGCAGACAAUCCAUGUUGUUGGCUCUGGCGCUUGUCUGCUGCACAGAGCAGAGCAGACAAUCCAUGUUGUUGGCUCUGGCGCUUGUCUGCUGCACAGAGCAGAGCAGACAAUCUAUGUUGUUGGCUCUGGCGCUUGUCUGCUAUACAGAGCAGAGCAGACAAUCCAUGUUGUUGGCUCUGGCGCUUGUCUGCUGUACAGAGCAGAGCAGACAAUCCAUGUUGUUGGCUCUGGCGCUUGUCUGCUGUACAGAGCAGAGCAGACAAUCCAUGUUGUUGGCUCUGGCGCUUGUCUGCUGCACAGAGCAGAGCAGACAAUCCAUGCUGUUGGCUCUGGCGCUUGUCAGCUGUACAGAGCAGAGCAGACAAUCCAUGUCGUCGGCUCUGGCGCUUGUCAGCUGCAAAGAGCACAGCACACAAUCCAUGUUGUUGGCUCUGGCGCUUGUCUGCUGCACAGAGCAGAGCAGACAAUCCAUGUUGUUGGCUCUGGCGCUUGUCUGCUGUACAGAGCAGAGCAGACAAUCCAUGUUGUUGGCUCUGGCGCUUGUCUGCUGCACAGAGCAGAGCAGACAAUCCAUGUUGUUGGCUCUGGCGCUUGUCUGCUGCACAGAGCAGAGCAGAAUAUCCAUGUUGUUGGCUCUGGCGCUUGUCUGCUAUACAGAGCAGAGCAGACAAUCCAUGUUGUUGGCUCUGGCGCUUGUCUGCUGUACAGAGCAGAGCAGACAAUCCAUGUUGUUGGCUCUGGCGCUUGUCUGCUGUACAGAGCAGAGCAGACAAUCCAUGUUGUUGGCUCUGGCGCUUGUCUGCUGCACAGAGCAGAGCAGACAAUCCAUGCUGUUGGCUCUGGCGCUUGUCUGCUGCACAGAGCAGAGCAGACAAUCCAUGCUGUUGGCUCUGGCGCUUGUCAGCUGUACAGAGCAGAGCAGACAAUCCAUGCUGUUGGCUCUAGCGCUUGUCAGCUGCAAAGAGCAGAGCACACAAUCCAUGUCGUUGGCUCUGGCGCUUGUCUGCUGCACAGAGUAGAUCAGACAAUCCAUGUUGUUGGCUCUGGCGCUUGUCUGCUGCACAGAGCAGAGCAGACAAUCCAUGUCGUUGGCUCUGGCGCUUGUCUGCUGCACAGAGCAGAGCAGACAAUCCAUGUUGUUGGCUCUGGCGCUUGUCUGCUGCACAGAGCAGAGCUGACAAUCCAUGUUGUUGGCUCUGGCGCUUGUCUGCUGCACAGAGCAGAGCAGACAAUCCAUGUUGUUGGCUCUGGCGCUUGUCUGCUGCACAGAGCAGAGCAGACAAUCCAUGUUGUUGGCUCUGGCGCUUGUCUGCUGCACAGAGCAGAGCAGACAAUCCAUGUUGUUGGCUCUGGCGCUUCUCUGCUGCACAGAGCAGAGCAGACAAUCCAUAUUGUUGGCUCUGGCGCUUGUCUGCUGCACAGAGCAGAGCAGACAAUCCAUGUUGUUGGCUCUGGCGCUUGUCUGCUGCACAAAGCAGAGCAGACAAUCCAUGUUGUUGGCUCUGGCGCUUGUCAGCUGCACAGAGCAGAGCAGAUAAUCCAUGUUGUUGGCUCUUGCGCUUGUCUGCUGCACAGAGCAGAGCAGACACUCCAUGUUGUUGGCUCUGGCGCUUGUCUGCUGCACAGAGCAGAGCAGACAAUCCAUGUUGUUGGCUCUGGCGCUUGUAAGCUGCACAGAGCAGAGCAGACACUCCAAGUUGUUGGCUCUGGCGCUUGUCAGCUGUACAGAGCAGAGCAGAUAAUCCAUGUUGUUGGCUCUUGCGAUUGUCUGCUGCACAGAGCAGAGCAGACAAUCCAUGUUGUUGGCUCUGGCGCUUGUCUGCUGUACAGAGCAGAGCAGACAAUCCAUGUUGUUGGCUCUGGCCCUUGUCUGCUGCACAGAGCAGAGCAGGCAAUCCAUGUUGUUGGCUCUGGCGCUUGUCUGCUGCACAGAGCAGAGCAGACAAUCCAUGUUGUUGGCUCUGGCGCUUGUCUGCUGCACAGAGCAGAGCAGACAAUCCAUGUUGUUGGCUCUGGCGCUUGUCUGCUGUACAGAGCAGAGCAGACAAUCCAUGUUGUUGGCUCUGGCGCUUGUCUGCUGCACAGAGCAGAGCAGAAAAUCCAUGUUGUUGGCUCUGGCGCUUGUCUGCUGCACAGAGCAGAGCAGACAAUCUAUGUUGUUGGCUCUGGCGCUUGUCUGCUGCACAGAGAAGAGCAGACAAUCCAUGUUGUUGGCUCUGGCGCUUGUCUGCUGCACAGAGCAGAGCAGACAAUCCAUGUUGUUGGCUCUGGCGCUUGUCAGCUGCACAGAGCAGAGCAGACACUCCAUGUUGUUGGCUCUGGCGCUUGUCAGCUGUACAGAGCAGAGCAAAUAAUCCAUGUUGUUGGCUCUGGCGCUUGUCUGCUGCACAGAGCAGAGCAGACAAUCCAUGUUGUUGGCUCUGGCGCUUGUCUGCUGUACAGAGCAGAGCAGACAAUCCAUGUUGUUGGCUCUGGCGCUUGUCUGCUGCACAGAGCAGAGCAGGCAAUCCAUGUUGUUGGCUCUGGCGCUUGUCUGCUGCACAGAGCAGAGCAGACAAUCCAUGUUGUUGGCUCUGGCGCUUGUCUGCUGCACAGAGCAGAGCAGACAAUCCAUGUUGUUGGCUCUGGCGCUUGUCUGCUAUUCAGAGCAGAGCAGACAAUCCAUGUUGUUGGCUCUGGCGCUUGUCUGCUGUACAGAGCAGAGCAGACAAUCCAUGUUGUUGGCUCUGGCGCUUGUCUGCUGUACAGAGCAGAGCAGACAAUCCAUGUUGUUGGCUCUGGCGCUUGUCUGCUGCACAGAGCAGAGCAGACAAUCCAUGUUGUUGGCUCUGGCGCUUGUCAGCUGCACAGAGCAGAGCAGACAAUCCAUGUUGUUGGCUCUGGCGCUUGUCUGCUAUACAGAGCAGAGCAGACAAUCCAUGUUGUUGGCUCUGGCGCUUGUCUGCUGUACAGAGCAGAGCAGACAAUCCAUGUUGUUGGCUCUGGCGCUUGUCUGCUGUACAGAGCAGAGCAGACAAUCCAUGUUGUUGGCUCUGGCGCUUGUCUGCUAUACAGAGCAGAGCAGACAAUCCAUGUUGUUGGCUCUGGCGCUUGUCUGCUGUACAGAGCAGAGCAGACAAUCCAUGUUGUUGGCUCUGGCGCUUGUCUGCUGCACAGAGCAGAGCAGACAAUCCAUGUUGUUGGCUCUGGCGCUUGUCUGCUGCACAGAGCAGAGCAGACAAUCCAUGUUGUUGGCUCUGGCGCUUGUCUGCUGUACAGAGCAGAGCUGACAAUCCAUGUUGUUGGCUCUGGCCCUUGUCUGCUGCACAGAGCAGAGCAGGCAAUCCAUGUUGUUGGCUCUGGCGCUUGUCUGCUGCACAGAGCAGAGCAGACAAUCCAUGUUGUUGGCUCUGGCGCUUGUCUGCUGCACAGAGCAGAGCAGACAAUCCAUGUUGUUGGCUCUGGCGCUUGUCUGCUGUACAGAGCAGAGCAGACAAUCCAUGUUGUUGGCUCUGGCGCUUGUCUGCUGCACAGAGCAGAGCAGAAAAUCCAUGUUGUUGGCUCUGGCGCUUGUCUGCUGCACAGAGCAGAGCAGACAAUCUAUGUUGUUGGCUCUGGCGCUUGUCUGCUGCACAGAGAAGAGCAGACAAUCCAUGUUGUUGGCUCUGGCGCUUGUCUGCUGCACAGAGCAGAGCAGACAAUCCAUGUUGUUGGCUCUGGCGCUUGUCAGCUGCACAGAGCAGAGCAGACACUCCAUGUUGUUGGCUCUGGCGCUUGUCAGCUGUACAGAGCAGAGCAAAUAAUCCAUGUUGUUGGCUCUGGCGCUUGUCUGCUGCACAGAGCAGAGCAGACAAUCCAUGUUGUUGGCUCUGGCGCUUGUCUGCUGUACAGAGCAGAGCAGACAAUCCAUGUUGUUGGCUCUGGCGCUUGUCUGCUGCACAGAGCAGAGCAGGCAAUCCAUGUUGUUGGCUCUGGCGCUUGUCUGCUGCACAGAGCAGAGCAGACAAUCCAUGUUGUUGGCUCUGGCGCUUGUCUGCUGCACAGAGCAGAGCAGACAAUCCAUGUUGUUGGCUCUGGCGCUUGUCUGCUGCACAGAGCAGAGCAGGCAAUCCAUGUUGUUGGCUCUGGCGCUUGUCUGCUGCACAGAGCAGAGCAGACAAUCCAUGUUGUUGGCUCUGGCGCUUGUCUGCUGCACAGAGCAGAGCAGACAAUCCAUGUUGUUGGCUCUGGCGCUUGUCUGCUAUUCAGAGCAGAGCAGACAAUCCAUGUUGUUGGCUCUGGCGCUUGUCUGCUGUACAGAGCAGAGCAGACAAUCCAUGUUGUUGGCUCUGGCGCUUGUCUGCUGUACAGAGCAGAGCAGACAAUCCAUGUUGUUGGCUCUGGCGCUUGUCUGCUGCACAGAGCAGAGCAGACAAUCCAUGUUGUUGGCUCUGGCGCUUGUCAGCUGCACAGAGCAGAGCAGACAAUCCAUGUUGUUGGCUCUGGCGCUUGUCUGCUAUACAGAGCAGAGCAGACAAUCCAUGUUGUUGGCUCUGGCGCUUGUCUGCUGUACAGAGCAGAGCAGACAAUCCAUGUUGUUGGCUCUGGCGCUUGUCUGCUGUACCGAGCAGAGCAGACAAUCCAUGUUGUUGGCUCUGGCGCUUGUCUGCUAUACAGAGCAGAGCAGACAAUCCAUGUUGUUGGCUCUGGCGCUUGUCUGCUGUACAGAGCAGAGCAGACAAUCCAUGUUGUUGGCUCUGGCGCUUGUCUGCUGCACAGAGCAGAGCAGACAAUCCAUGUUGUUGGCUCUGGCGCUUGUCUGCUGCACAGAGCAGAGCAGACAAUCCAUGUUGUUGGCUCUGGCGCUUGUCUGCUGUACAGAGCAGAGCUGACAAUCCAUGUUGUUGGCUCUGGCCCUUGUCUGCUGCACAGAGCAGAGCAGGCAAUCCAUGUUGUUGGCUCUGGCGCUUGUCUGCUGCACAGAGCAGAGCAGACAAUCCAUGUUGUUGGCUCUGGCGCUUGUCUGCUGCACAGAGCAGAGCAGACAAUCCAUGUUGUUGGCUCUGGCGCUUGUCUGCUGUACAGAGCAGAGCAGACAAUCCAUGUUGUUGGCUCUGGCGCUUGUCUGCUGCACAGAGCAGAGCAGAAAAUCCAUGUUGUUGGCUCUGGCGCUUGUCUGCUGCACAGAGCAGAGCAGACAAUCUAUGUUGUUGGCUCUGGCGCUUGUCUGCUGCACAGAGAAGAGCAGACAAUCCAUGUUGUUGGCUCUGGCGCUUGUCUGCUGCACAGAGCAGAGCAGACAAUCCAUGUUGUUGGCUCUGGCGCUUGUCAGCUGCACAGAGCAGAGCAGACACUCCAUGUUGUUGGCUCUGGCGCUUGUCUAGCUGUACAGAGCAGAGCAGACUAA